AUGCAAGAACCGAGCGAGCUACGGCAGCAGCCACUGCCAGCACCCUCCUCACUAAUCCCACCCACGCGUCCUCGCGCGCCGCUGCCACGCACCGACCCGAACCGGCUGCCCGAUUUUGAAGUUUUUUUCCGUCAACAUGACCCCGACGAUCCGAAGAACUGGCCUGCGUGGUACCGGCUGUGGGCGAUUGCGACCGUCUCGUUUGCGGCGUGGGUUGUGGUGCUCUUCAGCACCAGCUAUACAGGCGCGCUGCCCGGGCUCAUCGCCGAGUUUGGCGUCAGCCGGACCUAUGCGACCAUGGGGCUCACAACGUACCUGCUUGGUCUCGCCGUCGGCAGCCUGGUGGUGGCGCCGAUGAGCGAGCUCUUCGGGCGUAGGGUCGUAUACCUUACUGGCCUGGCGAUAUGGGCCGUCUUCAUCAUCCCCUGCGGCGUGGCCGAUUGCCUGACGACUAUUCUCGCCAACCGCUUUGUUAGCGCUCUGUUUGGCGCCGCUCUCAUCUCCAACGGCCCGGGCACCGUCGUCGAUGUAUCCAAGCCAGAGUAUCUCGCCAUGGGCAUGUCGCUGUUCAGUCUAGGCCCCUUCAAUGGCCCUGUGCUAGGACCCCUCAUUGGCGGCUUCGUGUACCAGUACCGAGGAUGGCGUUGGACAAACUGGAUUGUGCUCGUGCUCGCUGGCGUCGCCUUUUCCAUGAUGAUGACCGUCAAGGAGACGUAUCCGCCCUGCAUCCUGCGCAAGCGAGCGGAGAAGCUACGUAAAGACACCGGAGAUGACCGCUGGUGGUGCCAGUAUGACAGAACCACGUCCUCGUGGGAGCUCAUAACCACAAACAUGAAGCGACCAAUUGUGCUCUUCUUUACCGAACCCAUCGUGUGGUUCAUCAACGUCUGGAACGCGCUCAUCUACGGCAUCCUCUACCUCUGCUUCGUCGCCUACCCAGUCGUCUUUGCCCAGCACCGCGGCUGGAGCCCCGGCUUCGCCGGCAUGUCCUACCUGGGCAUCGGCGCGGGCAUCGUGCUCGCCAUUGCCGCAGAACCGCUCGCCCGACGCCUCAUCAACUCCCGCCCGUGCGAUCCCGCCACCAACAGGCCACCGCCUGAGGCCGCGGCGCUCCUAAUGAUGAUGGGCGCACUGCUGACGCCCAUUGGGCAGCUCGGCUUCUCAUGGACGUGCCUGCCGACACGCAUCCACUGGGUCGUGCCGGUGCUGUUUGGUGUGCCAUUCGGCUUCGGCAACACGCUCAGCUUCAUCUACUCGUCCAAUUACCUAGCGGGCGCGUAUGGCAUCUACGCGGCGAGCGCGUUAGCUAGCAACGCUGUCCUCCGCAGCCUGUUUGGCGCGACGCUGCCGCUGGCUGGCACGCAUAUGUAUGAGACCAUGUCCCCGCGGUGGGCUGGCACGCUGUGCGGCCUGCUGGCUGUGGCUAUGGUUCCCGUGCCGGUUGUGUUUUGGCGGUACGGCGCCCGGAUCCGCGCCGCGAGCCGCACCAUUCGACAGCUGCGCGAGAGGCAGGAGGAGAUGGAAGUUAAACGCGCCGAGAACGAAGCGAAACGAAAUGAGUACUCGAGCAGCGAAGGGCAGCUGGUGGAUAAGGAACGUUUCGUCGGUGCGUCUGGGCCCUCGGUCGAGACGACGGGACUUGAAAAGGACAAGGUGUAA
Messenger RNA from Cordyceps militaris CM01, 1659 nucleotides. RefSeq names its product MFS transporter, putative. Gene Ontology annotation, biological process: transmembrane transport. The record is from RefSeq and is a predicted model, not a curated record. The transcript has 2 exons. Gene Ontology annotation, molecular function: transmembrane transporter activity. Gene Ontology annotation, cellular component: membrane. The coding region runs from base 1 to 1659 and encodes 552 amino acids. Lineage: Eukaryota; Fungi; Ascomycota; Sordariomycetes; Hypocreales; Cordycipitaceae.